AUGACGCGCAUAGUGUGCGUCAGGCUGCAGUGAGAGCGCGGAAAAGGGGUUUUCAAGUGUUUUCGGGUUUCAUCGGUUCUGAAUGACUAUUUGAACGGUGUAAACAGACUGUCGGUCCAGUAUGUUUUCUCCCCGCGGCACCCCGAGCUCAGGCCGCCGACAGACGCCCCGGAGCGCCGUUCGGAAGAGUUUGAGCGCGGCUCAGCCGGGACUGUUCUCACCACGCCGUUCGGCAGCCAGAGCGUCCUCUCGAGUGCAGAGUCAUGCCGCUGUGGAUUCGAGAAAUUUUGAUGUUCAGACGUUCGGAUCAUCUCUGCCUGUCAAAGUCAUGGAAGCGCUCACCAUGGCCGAUGUGGAUGAUCAGAUCUCAGUAAAGGUUGAAGAGUCAGGUUGGGCGUGGAUGGUUUGUGGAGAGAGGUUGAUCAUAUGGAAAGUAUCUCAGACCGCUGUGGCGAAGCUGUCAGUGUGCAAGGAACUCCAGUUGCCUUCCAGUGAGUUUGCAUACAGCGCCGAUCUCAUUUCCAUAAAUUCUUCCAGUUCUUUGAAGACGGCACCCAUACAGUCCAUCUGUGCGUUGGUUGUGUCUCCAGAUGGUUCAGCUCGUUUCUGGCCCAGUCUGGCUCACGAAGGGACGUACACUGAGACGUCUAUGGACCUGGGUGGAAACCUGUGCAACUACGUAGCAUCCAUUAAGGGUGGUAAUUUUCUCGUGUCGUCGUUCCGCGGCCAGGUGCUCCGGGUCAUUCCGGAUUCAUCCGGUAAACUGUACCAGAGGCCCGCGCAGCAGGGUCAGAGAAUCCUGUCAGGAAUUGGCCGCAGAGUUUCCAGCCUAUUCGGCAUCCGCGGAGCCCCGUCAGACCUCACGGUGUUCAGCGUGUUGUGGAUGAAAGAGUCCGGCUGGCUGUAUACUCUCAGCUCUUGUGGGAUCAAUAAGUGGGAGGUGUAUGAGAACUAUGAACAGCAGGUUUUGAACUUGAGCAUCAAUCAGAACAUCGCAGACAGCAUCGCCGAUGCCAUCUGGGACUCAGAAAGCAACUACUCUGAGAUCAAGAAAGGAGUCAAAGUUGCUUAUCUGGACAUGCAGCUCAGCGAAGCAGGAUUGGUGGUGCUGGCAGCAGCGUGGCAUCCUGCCGACACGCCAUGCCUGGCAUAUUUCUGCCUGGUCACUCUUGCAGAAACCACAGCCCCCAGCCCAGACCAGCUCUCUGUGGAGGUUACAAAAUACAACCCGCCCUUCCAGAAUGAGGAGGAGCUACAGAAGACUCGUUUGAUUUUGCCUGUGGUGUCCAGUCCUGCUGCAUAUCUCUAUAAUGAGGAGAUGGUGUACGCCUGCAGCACCGGUGCUGGACGUGGAGGUCCUCCAGAAGAGAAGAUUUCUUUUAGCCUUCCAGGUGAUCGUAUCUGUGGUGCUGGAGUGUGCGAGGGUCUACCUGUGUUUUUCUCUCAAAACAAUGGACUUGUUGUAGUGACAGCACGUGAGAGCGCUUCCCUCCUGCCCGAAAACAUGGAGGAAUCACUCUGCACAUCAGUGGCUGGACCCGAGGGCACUACAUUAGAGACCCCCCCUAAAAUAGAUACAGUGGCCAAUGAGGACAAAACUAAACUGCUCAAACAAGCUUUCCUGCAGUUUUGCCGUCAUGAUUUGAUUGGUGCUCAGAGCAUGGUGGAUAACCUCUUUCCGAUCGAUGGGGAAGGAAGUGCGGAACUGGAUGAGGUUGUGACCCAGAUUGAUCUGGAUCUUGUGGAUGACUAUCCCGCGUGUGACCCCCGCUGGGCAGAGUCUGUACCCGACGAGGGCGCUGGGUUUACGCUGACGUCUCUGAUCCUGCUGCAUCAGUUGGAGGAUAAGAUGAAAGCUCACCGCUGCCUCAUGGACUUCCUGCUGCAGACGGGUCUUCUAGAUCGCCUCACCUCCGCCACGGUGCGCUCGACUCCAAUGGCGACCCGACUCUUGCUGUGCGAACACGCAGAGAAGCUUUCAGCCGCCAUUGUGCUGAAGAACCAUCACGCCAAACAUCCAGAGCUGGUGAACGCGGCCAUCCUGUCCACCUUGAAGAAGAACAACACAGAAAUCCCUGCCAACUUAACCCCUGCCGAUGUUUUCUUCAGAGAGGUGUCUCAGAUAUCCUCGAUCUUUGAGUGUCUGUUGGAUGAAGAGGAAAACGGUUUAAAAGAGAAUCCUGAUGAAUCUGUGCAGUGGGCUGAAGUUGUGCUCAGUGUCAAUGACAUCAUCAGGGAUAUGCUUCAAGCUGCAACACAGUACAGAGAGACCAAAGCAUCUCUAUACAGAGCCCCAGAGAGCUCCGGUCCUGAACCCGAAUACAUCCCAUGGACAGCCUCAGGUGGAGUGGGUGGGGUUCGGACGGCGAUCACACGCCAGCACGAGUUGAUCAUCCGGGCGGCGUAUCCUUACGCAGAUGCCAGACUACGCAAUGUGCUGAGCGAGCAGCUGGUGGCGCUGCUAGACUCUCUGUUGAGCGGUUACGUGGCUCAAAUGACGUCCCUCCGACGCGCCGCACAGCAGGAACGUUAUGACGCUCUGGAGCACGAGUACUCCCAGAAACGCACAGAGCUGCUUGCACCUCUGCUGGAGUUGGGUCAACAUCAGUGGGUUGCAGCACUGGCGGAGAAAUACUGCGACUUUGACAUAUUAGUGCAACUGUGUGAGCGGACAGAGAACCAGAGUCGACUGCAACAUUACAUGGUCAAAUUUGCAGAUCAGAACUUUGCCGACUUCUUGUUCCGCUGGUAUAUGGAGAAAGGCAAGAGAGGGAAGCUGCUGUCUCAGCCAGUAGCAACUCACCAUCAGCUGGCCAGCUUCCUGCAGGCUCACAAUCAUCUCAGCUGGCUACAUGACAUACAUGUGCAAGACUACCAGAGAGCCCAUCGCACUCUGUACGAUCAAGCCCUUACGGAGACGAGAUACUUCACUAAAAAGAAGACCCUGAUGGCCCUCAGUAAACUCACGGCUCUCGCGUCAGACAUGCCUGAAGCCGUACACCACAGACAGAUCAACGAUAUAGUGGAGCAGGAAAGAUUUCUGCUUCAUCAAGAGACUCUGCCUAAACAACUGUUGGAUGAGAAACAGCUGAAUCCAGAUACGAUGCCUUUGCUGACUCCUCAUAACCUCAUUAAUCUGUAUAUCUGCGAUGAGAACCGCGGAGCCAACGAGUACGACUUUAAGAAGGCUCUUGAUCUGAUUGAAUACAUUGAAGAGGAGGACGUUGAUAUUGAGGCCCUGAAGCGCGAGAUCUUCAGUAAGGCCUUGACGAAGGAUUGGAAAGAGAGUUGGUCGUCUUCAGAUGAUAAUGAUGACCCACUGGAAGCAGCCAGAGACAGCACUUUUGUUAAGAUCCUGCAGAAACUCAUUCAGGAAGGUGUUUCUCUGCAGUCGUACCUGCCUGAUGUGAAGGAUCUCCUACAGCAAGAAGAGCUAGAAAAUCUUAAAUCAAAGCCGUAUUUUGAGUUCCUCCUGCGAGCCAAUUAUGAGCACUACCUUAAAGCUUAGAUAUGAAAUCAUUUCCUGUAUUUCAGUUUCUUUGUUAAUAUCAAUAAAUGUUUUUGUACUGCAUUAUAUAAAAUACUUGAGGCAACGUUCCAAUUUCCGAAUA
Messenger RNA from Paramisgurnus dabryanus, 3611 nucleotides. It is a transcript of the gene nup133, whose product is annotated as nucleoporin 133. Gene Ontology annotation, molecular function: structural constituent of nuclear pore; protein binding. The record is from RefSeq and is a predicted model, not a curated record. Gene Ontology annotation, cellular component: nuclear pore outer ring. Lineage: Eukaryota; Metazoa; Chordata; Actinopteri; Cypriniformes; Cobitidae. Gene Ontology annotation, biological process: transcription-dependent tethering of RNA polymerase II gene DNA at nuclear periphery; protein import into nucleus; poly(A)+ mRNA export from nucleus.